GCGUAUCUGACUCGCUGGUCUCCUUCUUCAUUCCGAAUUCGCCUGUACUUUCUUCUACUCAUCGUUUCUAUCAAAUUACCAAUUUGCCCUUCUCAUUCUUCCUCGUUUCCCCAGGAGCGCCAAAAGCUGGAAAUGAAGGAAUAAGACGGAGAGGGAGAGAGAACUGUAUACGGUGUUUCACAUGAUCCGUUUCAAUCAAUCUGCGAGCUCGCUCGUGUGGCUCAGUAAUGGUGUCAGCUAUCUCGAAGCGAGUCGAGCUCGCCAAAUUCUGCAGCUCCCGAGACUGGUCAAAGGCAAUCCGAGUCCUUGACUCGCUCCUCGCCCAGUCAUGCGCGAUACAAGACCUAUGCAAUAGAGCCUUUUGUUACAGCCAAUUGGAGCUCCACAAACAUGUGAUAAAGGACUGUGACAAGGCACUCCAACUUGACCCUAUGGUUCUUCAAGCUUAUAUCCUCAAAGGCCGUGCACUGGCGGCUUUGUCAAGAAAUGAGGAUGCCAUUUUAGUUUGGGAGCAAGGCUAUGAGCAUGCCUUGCAUCGAUCUGCAGAUCUGACGCAAUUGCUAGAGCUGGAAGAACUCUUGAAGGCUGCAAAACAAGAGAGUGCUGCAUCUAAUAACAUUGUGACCAUGGAUAGAACAUUGGUGGCUGCUCCUGGUGUACGAUCUAUUGUCAAUGUUAAAUCAACUGAAGCUUUUAGGAACAAGAAUAAAGAUGAUAUCUCGAAGUUAUGUAAUGAAUCACACCAGCUCUCUGCGUGCAAUGAUAGUGAUAGUUUUGAGAUGCUAAAUGGACUGAAAGAGAAGGCCUCCAGUAUAUCGUCUAUGCAUCCAUUGUUAUCAGUACCCCAUGACAAUGUAAAAUCAAGUGAAUCUUCUAUAAAUCCUAAUGAAUUGAGUGACAAGUUCAAAUUAACCAUAGGGUUAAGGGGUGAUAAGACUGACGUGACGGAUGGAUUAAGUUAUGAGGGUAGAGGGUUGACAUUUUUACCUACUUGCUACCAGGCCAUUGAAGACCUGACAAAGGCGUUGGAGUUUGAACCUAAUUCAGCUGAUAUAUUACAUGAAAGAGGAAUUGUUAAUUUCAAGUUUAAGGAUUUCAAUGCUGCCAUUGAAGACCUAUCUACAUGUCUGAAGCUUGAUAAAGAUAACCAGUCUGCAUAUACAUAUCUGGGUUUGGCACUAUCAUCAAUUGGUGAAUACAAAAGGGCUGAAGAGGCAUAUCUAAAAUCAAUCAAACUUGAUAAGAACUUUCUUGAAGGAUGGGGUCAUCUUACCCAGUUCUAUCAAGAGUUGGCAAACUAUAAACGGGCUUUGGAAUGCCUACAACAAGUUCUACAAAUUGACAAUAGAUAUGCUAGAGCUUAUCACUUGCGCGGGUUACUGUUGCAUGGAAUGGGAGAGCACAGGUAUGAUGUCUGCAGCCUUUUGUUUGGAUAUGAAUAAUUUGCUUCCUUCUGAUUCAGUUUUACC
Molecule: messenger RNA, 1469 nt
Organism: Carica papaya (papaya)
Lineage: Eukaryota; Viridiplantae; Streptophyta; Magnoliopsida; Brassicales; Caricaceae
Source: RefSeq, a predicted model, not a curated record